UGUGGCCUGCUUUUGAAUUUCUCCCCUCAUCAAGUCUGAAGCCCCAAGGGGCGCUGCCGAUUCCUUGGGAAGAUGUCCCUGUCCUCCGUGUACGAGCACAAAUUUGCUGAGAAGCUGACAAUUCUUAAUGACAGGGGCAAGGGGGUGCUCAUCCGCAUAUAUAACAUCAAGAAGACAUGCACGGAUUCCCAGACCAAGCUUCCUUUCCUUACGGAGAAGGCAAUGGAGUCCUCUAUCAAAUAUAUCAACAAAAAGUUUCCCAAUUUGGACACACGGAGCAGCACGCAACACUUGGGUCCGGUACACAGAGAGAAAGCAGAUAUUUUUCGGACACUCACUGCCUAUUAUCAGACCUUUGUGGAUGUAAUGGAAUUCCGGGACCAUGUUUAUGAAUUGCUGAAUACCAUAGAUGCAAGCCAGUGCUACUUGGACAUCAAUGUGAAUUAUGAUUUCACCAAGAACUACCUGGACCUGAUUGUCACCUAUGUUUCUGUCAUUGUACUUCUUUCCCGUAUUGAUGAUCGUAAAGUCCUGAUUGGUUUGCAUCACUGCACCCAUGAAAUGAUCCAUGGAAUCAGUGAUUCUAGCUUCCGUCGAUUGGGUCAGAUGAUCAUUGAGUACGAAAAUCCCUUGCGCAAACUGCUGGAGGAGUUUGGACCUCAUACCAAGACUGUGAGCCAUGCACUUCUUUCACUGCACUUCCUGUUUGUCCGUCGAAACCAUUCUGCUGACCAGUGGCGAGCUGACCAGCUCUUCAGUUUGAUCAGCAAUCCUGCCAACAUGCUGUCUCCUGCCAGUUCAGACACUAUGGCCUGUGAAUACCUUUCAUGGGAGGUUCUCGAGCGAUGGAUUGUAAUGGGGUUCUUGCUUUGCCACAGUUGCCUGGGCUCCACCCAGAACUGCCUGGAACUUUGGCGGAUGGCUCUUCGUGGCUCACUCUACAUCACACUGAUACGAGAUGAAGUGCUUUCUAUUCACAAGGUGACAGAAGAGGCCUUUAGUGGCAUUAAAGGCUAUGGGAAACGUAUCACUGAUAUUAAAGAUUGUAAAGAGCAUGCUCUACAACAAAGUGGACAAUUACAUCGAGGCCGGCGUAAUUUCUUGAGGAAUGCUGUGCGGGAGAUGGAGGCUAUUCUGGCCAAUGAACCUGGACUGCUGGGCCCCAAGGCAAUUUAUGUCUUCAUGGCUCUGUCAUUCUGCCGGGAUGAGGUUGCCUGGCUGUGCAGACAUAGUGAGCACAAAGGCAAGAACCAAGAGGAAUUCACUGACAGUUACUUGGCCGAGCUGCUGUUUCUGAUGGAAAGACUCCGCAAGUUGCUUAAACAGCACCAAAAUAUCAUUCAGCGGUACCAUAUACAAUAUUUGUCACGCUUUGAUGCCCAGGUGCUUGGUGACAUCAUACAGGACCUGACUGUGUGCCCUGAAGAGGAAUCAGUGAUUAUGUCAGCUUUUGUCAACACACUCACAUCCCUGACUGUCAAACAGGUUGAUGUCAAGGAGAAAUUUGAAUUCAAGGGACUGCGAUUAGAUUGGUUCAGACUACAGGCAUACACCAGUGUCACUAAGGCUCCAUUACAACUGCGGGAGAAUCAUGAUCUUGCCAAGUUGAUGAACCUCAUUGUCUUUCAUACUAAGAUGCUAGACUCUCUGGAAGAGCUCAUAGUGGAGACAUCCGAUCUCUCCUUCUUUGGGUAUCUCUUACCCAAGCACUGUGCACCCACCAUCAGCAAGGCCCGAACCAAGAGGGCUCAAAAAAAAGCUUCCAAAAAGUCAGAGCCAGAAAGGGAUAAACCUGGAGCAGAGAGCAUCCGGAAGAACCGCGGUCUGGUUACAAAUCUAGACAAGUUGCAUCUGACCCUGUCUGAGCUUUGCUGGAGCAUAAACCAAGCAAACAGCAUUGUUGUCUUUGAGCACAUAGUAACUCCAGUGGAGUAUCUCAGUAGCCAGCUGGAGAUCCGACUCAGCAGAUGUUUGGCGCGACUGGUAAAACCAAACCCAGGUUCUCCAGAGAUAGUGCGUCCCACAGAAGUAUUAGCAGGCGUGCAGGCCUAUGCUACUUUCCUGGUGUCCCUGAUGCAUCGUGUGGGAGUGGAUACUUCACACCUCCUCGGUGGAGUGCUCCUGCAGCACACCCAGCCACUGGAUGCAAGUGGGGAGCAGACCAUCACCACGCUCUAUACCAACUGGUAUCUGGAGUCACUUCUACGCCAGGCAAGCAUGGGAUCCAUUGUCCUUUCGCCUUUAUUGCAAGCCUUUGUCAGUGUUCCCAAAGAAGGGGAACAGAUCUUCAGUGCUGAAGAAUUUUGUGAUGUCCUAGAAAUGAGAGCAUUGGCUGAACUCCUCGGUCCUUAUGGAAUGAAGUUCCUAAGUGAUAACCUCAUGUGGCAUGUCACCUCACAGAUGGUAGAGCUAAAGAAACUUGUGACUGAGAAUAUGGAUAUUUUGGUUCAGAUCAGAUCCAACUACUGUCAUCCAGAGCAGAUGGCAACGUUAAUGCCCCGCCUAUCAGGCAUAGAUAAUGUUCUAAAAAGGAUGACAAUUAUUGGGGAGAUUCUGUGGUUCCGAUCAAUGGCACAGGAGGGACUUCAAGAGGUUUUCAGCAACCAUUGCCCUUUCCUGAUGGGACCCAUUCAGUAUCUGAAAGAAUUUGUCAACCCUGAGAUGGACAUAAAGGUGACUUUGAGCAUCUUUGAACUGGCCACAGCUGCAGGACUCACCUGUGACAUCGACCCAGCCCUGGUCUCUGCACUCUCCAACCUGAAGAAAGACAGCUCGUCCCCUGAGGAAGACUACAAGACAGCCUGCUUGCUCCUAGUCUUCAUAGCUGUGUCUCUGCCACUCCUGAUCUCGGAUCCUUCCUCUAUUUACCUUACUGAGAUAGAUGGUUAUAAAAACAAUAUCCACUGCCUUGCCAAAGCUAUCAUCCAGGUGUCGGCUGCCCUCUUCACCAUCUACAACAAAAAUAUUGAGAGCCAUCUCAAGGAAUUUCUGGUUCUGGCUUCUGCUAGCAUCUCACAGGGUGGGCAAGAAGUUGACCGGAUGAAAGCCAAGAACUGGGAGUCCAUCUCAUUGCUCCUGUACUUGCUUGUGGAAGAGUCAUCCUUCUUGACCGUUGAUAUGCUGGAAACCUGCUUCCCUUAUGUGCUGCUGCGAAAUGCUUACCGUGAAAUCUCCCGAAACUCACUUAUGAAUCGUCUCCCUGCACAUUGAAAAGCCUUGCCUUCCGGCCAUCCGUCCAGAUUGCCAGCUCAUCAAUUAGAAUAUUUGGCAGGAGUGGAUAGGAAGGAUAAUGGAUACUUUGUCUCUUUGAUCCUUCAACUUAUUGUCUAAAGAGAACCAGCUUCUUGAGUGCUUAGCUAAUAUUUGAUGGUCUUUGUUUUGGCCAGUAUAUUACUACUAGUCUAAAUUGUAUAACCAUUUGAUAGUUGCCAUCAAAGUUUUCUGGGUAUUUUAUUGGUAGAAUGAGCUAUGUUUUACCAGUUGCAGCUUUUAUGGCUUUUUAAAAAUACCUGCUUGGAUUGACAAGCCCCCAAAUAAACCCCAAAAUGUACAUUCUAGGGAGAAAGAAUAAGUGUAAAUAUUUUUCAACACGCAUUAAUUCUUUCAAUUCAACAAUUGUAAGCUUCUUAGUGUAGGCACCAAUGUUGUAAAAAAUAUAUUCUGCACAUAAAGUUAUAAAUGAAUGAUUAUAGUAAUCACUCCUGGAAAAGAAACAGCCAACGAUCUUGGAAAAUUUAAUCAGCCUGAUUGUUUUUGUUGUUUUUACACUUGAAAACAAUCAUAGGAAUUGUCAACAAGGAAUAGGGAAGACAUUCCUUAUACUAUCUACCCCUUAUGUCCUUUCCAGUCAGAAUAGCAAUUGAUGCACUGGUUUGAGAUGGAUGCUAUAGCCCAAAGCAUUAAGACUGAACUAAUGAUAGGGAAUUAUAAGUUAGGUUUAUACUUGCUAAGCCAUGGUUUCUUUAACAAACCAUCAUAGCUGAAUCAGACAAAACUAAGAGCCUUGACAGAAGGAUGAUCCUUUAGUCAUGCUUGAUAUCUUGGGAUAAUAAUAAAAUUGAAUCCAUCCUCAAAUUUCUUCAUCUCUUUCUUCUCCUGGCCUAAU
Messenger RNA from Pseudonaja textilis, 4105 nucleotides. NCBI's taxonomy places the organism in Eukaryota, Metazoa, Chordata, Lepidosauria, Squamata, Elapidae. The record is from RefSeq and is a predicted model, not a curated record.